AUGUCCGACACCUGUAUUGUCUGCUUAGGAGACCUUGGCGAAAGCGCCAGUGAUCCUCUCGUCGAGCCUGUGCCAAGACCUGAUAUCGGUAAUGAUGCCAUUCCCAAUGGUUCGACUAAGCAUGGGCUCGACGAGGAGGAUCCUGGUCAGAUCGCCCAGUUGCUUCCUUGUGGUCACAUUUUGCAUAAUAACUGCUUGAAGCCCUGGGUUGAACGGGCAAACAGCUGUCCAAUAUGUCGCCGCAGCUUCAACAUGGUCGAGCUGAGUGACCGACCUGGUGGCUUGGUGACCUCGUCAUACGCUGUACAAGACCGGACCCAAGUCGCUGACGUUGAUCCUUCGAUGAUCAUCGAAUACGUGGAAGAUGACCUCGCCGAUUUCCAACCAUGCACAAUCUGUGGCGAAGCGGAUAAUGAGGAUGUACUUCUUUGUGAUGGCUGCGAUGCUCCCUCUCAUCUAUAUUGCUUGGGGUUGGAUGAGAUCCCCUCGGGAUCUUGGUACUGCCCCCAAUGUGAAUCACAUCGUUCUCUCGGUCCCGCUCCGGAGGUACCAGCCCGUCCAUCCCGUACCGCCGAGCGACGGAGCCGUCGCACUCGGGCUCAACAGCGCCGAAUGCAAAACCGCAACCAGAUGAAUUCCCUUCACUGGGCCCGCGUCUGGCAGUCUGUCUGGGACCAUUUGAAUCUUGAUUUGGACUUUCCAUUCGAUGAUGAUCGAUCAGCUCAGCGUGUCAUACAGCAACGCCGUCGGGAAGAGGCCAACCAGCGCGAAUUCCGAGCUUGGCAACGCCGAUUUGAGGUUGCUGAGAGACAGGGUGGUAACAACCGGUUCCGGGACACCGCAUCUCUGUUCGACAUUGAACCCGCUCGACCAUCGCGGCCGCGAGUUCCCAGGGAACCGACUCCAGAGCCCGAGUCUCUUGAAGAAAUGCGCGCCUGGAAUGCCUUUGAGAGGGCCCGAGAGAUCGAAAACAACCCCAACGCCGCCAGGAAACGGAAGGAACCUACUAUGUCCCCAUCUCCCGAGCCCACUGAGCCAGAGCGCAAACUCAAACGCCCUCGUACGAGACGCCCUCAGGAACUCGCUGCACUUGCUCAGCAGAAUGGGGAAUCCUCCCGUGCCGCCAGCGCCAACGCGAGACUCAACGGCGAGGCUCCUACCGGUGAACCGAGCUUUUUGUCAUCGCUUCUUAAAGAAGUCGAAGAGGCUUCAACUCCAAGCCGGACAAAUUCUUAUGGGCCUUCGGGCCCGGCGUCUGGCGCCCCUACCGACCAUGCGACUCCUUGGCCAUCCUCUCCCUCUAUCUCUCCCGCCUCUUCUAACCAUUCCUCUCCUCGUCUAUCGUCAACCACACCGCCCCCUUUCGCCCGCAGUCGACCCAUCUCACCCAUCAACCUCAACUCUCCCGCGGAACUUUCGUCGCCCCCCUUCUCCCCCGAGGUGUCCUCUUCUGGGAAUCCAACAACCCCUAACGGCACCACUGAGGACUCGAUGACUCGGCGUGAUAGUGGCCGCCCUCGCUGGCGUAUCCCUGGACGUGCAGUACACGCAUCGCACUCCCGGUCACCAGACACAUCGCCUCAACGCACUGGCCCUUCUCUGGCGGUCAAGUCUGAUAUCCAGAAGAUGGUCGGCGCCGCUCUGAAGCCUCACUAUAAAAAGAAAACCCUUUCCAAGGACCAGUACACUGACAUUAAUCGAACCAUCUCCCGCAUGCUCUACGAUCGCGUCGCGGAUGUCGAGUUACUGGAUCCCGCGUCACGCGCCGAUCUCGAAGCGGCCGCAACAAAGGAAGUUCAGGUCACCAUCGACGCCUUGACGCGGACAAAAGGCAAGGAUAAACAGCCAAUGGUGACAACCGACACUGAUGGCGAUGUAUAA
Messenger RNA from Penicillium alfredii, 1881 nucleotides. RefSeq names its product putative PHD and RING finger domain protein. The transcript is spliced from 2 exons. The coding region runs from base 1 to 1881 and encodes 626 amino acids. The record is from RefSeq and is a predicted model, not a curated record. NCBI's taxonomy places the organism in Eukaryota, Fungi, Ascomycota, Eurotiomycetes, Eurotiales, Aspergillaceae.